UUGCUAUCUCUCGAUUGUUUUAUGUCCAAGUGUGUACCGCUCGUAGCCUUAGGGUGCCCGAGAGUAAUUGCGACUCAAAACCCAACUCCAUAGUACGCGACGACUUCCGGUUGUCAGAGUGUGAGUAAACGACAACAGCUAGAGCUAGAUGUGCGGGAUCUGGGCACUGUUUGGUGUGACGGACGAGGGCGUCCUUCACCCAGCCGUCGGGGAAUGCUUCAAAGUCGCUCGCCGCGGACCGGACGCCACUCGCAUAGAGACGGUGAAAGACCUUCCCCACUCGGUUCUGGCCUUCCACCGACUAGAGAUCAACGACUCCGCAGGCGGCAUGCAGCCGAUGCGCCUCAAGCGGUAUCCGCAUAUCACGCUCAUCUGCAACGGAGAGAUCUACAAUGCGUUCACUCUGCGCGAUGCUCACGGGUUCGAGUUCGAGUCUCGCUGCGACGUGGAGGUCAUCGUCCACUUGUACGAGAAAUUCGGCGCAGAGGAGACGGCCAGAAUGCUGGACGGCAUCUUUGCCUUUGCACUGGUGGACACGAAACGACGACUGCUGCACUUGGGUCGUGACGUGUUCGGAGUUCUCCCCAUGUUCACGUUCUCCUCGGAAGGUGUCCUGGGUCUCUGUUCAGAGGUGAAGGGACUCCAGUCUGCUGCCAUCAACAGCAAAGACGCCGAUAUCUCCCCAUUCCCUCCUGGACAUGUGAGGACUUAUGAACUCGGGAUGCAGGGCCAGACCUCGCUUGUCUCAGAGAGACGGUUUGUCUCCAUCGGAGGUUCAGACCCAGUGAGAGAGAAGGGGAUGACCCUGUCAUCAGACGUCCAGGCCAACGUGAGGAAGCUGCUAAAGGAGGCGGUGAGGAAGAGGUUGAUGACAGAGAGACCGAUCGGGUGUCUGCUGUCAGGAGGACUGGACUCUAGUCUGGUGGCUGCUCUGGUAGUGGAGUCCAUCAGAGAGACCAGAAAUGGAUUUGUGCACAAGGGAUGCCCGAUCCAGACAUUCUGUAUUGGGAUGGAAGGGUCACCAGAUGUGGAACAUGCGAGAAUGGUGGCACAGCACCUCAACACAGAGCACCACGAGAUAUCUUUCACUCCGGAGGAGGGAUUCCAGGCUAUUCGCGACGUCAUCUACACCCUGGAGACCUAUGACAUCACCACCAUUCGAGCCUCUGUCGGGAUGUACCUGGUGGCCAAGUACGUGAAGGAGAACACAGACACAGCGAUUCUCUUCUCAGGUGAAGGGGCAGAUGAACUGUGUCAGGGGUACAUCUACUUCCACAAGGCACCGACACCGGAAGAAGCAGACAAAGAGUCUCGCCUCCGUCUGGAGGAACUCUACCUUUACGACAACCUCAGAGCCGACCGCUCGGUGGCUGCGCACGGUCUGGAAGUCCGAGUCCCCUUCCUGGACAAGUUCUUCACGUCCUACUACCUCUCCCUCUCCCCCGAAGAGAGACAGCCUCGGGAAGGCAUCGAGAAGUACCUCCUGAGAAAGUCUUUCAGUGACAGAGGGAUUCUGCCUGAUGCCGUUCUCUGGCGUCCAAAAGAGGCAUUCAGCGACGGUGUGUCGUCCAAGAAGAGACCCUGGUUUGAACAUCUUCAGGAUAUGAUAAAAAGCAAAAUCAGUGACAGUAUGCUGUCUGAGGCAGGAGAGCAAUUCAAAGGGGUUGUCCCUGCUACUAAAGAGGCUUAUUACUACCGUCAGGUGUUUGAAGAGCUGUAUCCAGGCAGACACUCCCUCAUCCCCCGCUACUGGAUGCCCAAGUGGUGUGACGCUACCGACCCUUCUGCAAGAGUCCUCUUACAUUAUAAGUAGUCACAGAGUAUUUCACAUUCAGUCAUUUUAAGGCUUCACAAAUUUGCAUCCUAGUCAAUUCACUACAUCAUCAUCAUCAUCGAUCAACAUUCUUUUAUUUAUAAUAUGAUACCCCA
Messenger RNA from Geodia barretti, 1929 nucleotides. The record is from the annotation of a GenBank genome assembly. NCBI's taxonomy places the organism in Eukaryota, Metazoa, Porifera, Demospongiae, Tetractinellida, Geodiidae.